GCCGCGUUUGUUUGCAGCAGUUCGCAGCGAGCUUCUGUCGCGGGUGUUCAGUCGUUGUUGAGUCGCGAGUUUCUUGGCCAUUGUGCCGCGGAGACGGCGGACGAGGUCGAGGUCGGGAGAGAGUCGUUUCAUCCCCAGGGCGCGGAAUUCUCCCGCCGGAGAGGCGAGUGCUCGCCGAAGCCAGGAGCCACUUGACGGUGGUUGCCUGUGGUCGCCUGCGUGGUCGCUUUCCUGGUCGCGGCUGACUAGGAGUCGGCAGAAGUCCUGAGGGAGAGCCCCCGCUACACCGGGAAACGAUGGUCGACUAUUACUCGGUCCUCGACAUCUCGAGGACCGCCUCCAGCGCGGAAAUUAAGAAGGCGUACAGGAAGUUAGCACUCAGAUGGCAUCCGGAUAAGAACCCUGAUAACCCAGACGAAGCAAACAAGAGGUUCAAGGAGAUCUCCGAGGCUUAUGAAGUUCUCAUCGAUGACGCGAAGAGAAGAACCUACGACCAGCGUUUGUAUCAGAAGGCGUCCUCGAGGCCAGGCCGUGGAUUCACAUCACGGAGUUACUUUGACUCUCCCUUUCAGCGAUUUUUCGAGAGAAAACGAAGAGUCUACGAUCAGUAUGGAAAGGACGGUCUUCAGAUGCCAGGUGGCAAACGUCGCCACGAGGAUGACUUCGAUUCCCGCUUUGCUGAAUCCUUCAUCUUCAGGGACCCCGAAGACGUGUUUCGAGACUUCUUCGGUGGAUCUGCCUUCGAAGAUCUCUAUGACUUAUUUCCUGGCACCUUCAGGGGCAUGAACAGGCACAGUCACCCAUUGAACAACAGCCUGAGCACUCCUUUCGGUCCUAUGGGCUUCGGCUUUGGUUCACACCUAGAGAACCUCUUUGGCGGUGGACUGGGGAACGUAGACUCCUUUAGUAGUUAUAGCAGCAGCCAGGGCGGUCCUAGUAGCGGGUCCACCGUAAAGAGAACCAGCACCUCGACCAGAUUCAUUAAUGGGAAGAAGAUCACGACGAAGAAGGUCUACGAGAACGGCAAGGAGACCGUCAUGUCCUUCGAGAACGACGUCCUUAAAUCGAAGACGGUGAAUGGCGUGCCGCAGUCCAUAAAGUACGAUGAAGUGUCAACAAGUCGCCAGGCGAGCGAGAAGCCGACCGAGACCGGCCAGAACGCGAAAUCGAUGCACCACGAGCACCAUAGCAGGCUAAAGAGCCACCACCAUCCGCACCUCAGCUCGAAAGAUAAGAGCAAGCGGAAGUAAGCCAGGGAGAGAGAGAGAGAGAGCUGACCCACCACAGGAGGGACCGAUGGCUGUUCACGUUGUCGCGCCUCCUCUGUUGUCGCUAAAUUGACCCUUGUUAAGAGUGUCGAAGCCCAGAGCUCGAUUGGGGCCUCUGUCUCACCCCUGGGGAGGCUGACGACGGAUGGUAAGUGUCGGACCGAAUUCACAGGAAACCUGGCUCUUUUUUUUCGUUUGCUGCCCCUUGGGUUAUGUCUCUUCGUCUGGUCAAGCAGCAGCCGAGGGACAGGCUGGAUGUGUAUUUUGAAUGGUUUCGUGCAUAGAAUUCACUUUGGACGGAUUAUUGACGAGCUUUUGAAUUUGAUAAGUUAUGGCAGUGACAGGUUAGGAAUCUUUUAAACGUGACAAUUGAGUUUGAGUUCCUUAGAUUCAUUCUAAAGCGUUUUGUAAGCUUUCACUGGACUAAGGGUGAUGAUUUAGUAAUUGAUUUGGUCUUUUUAAGAGUUUCUCGAUCUAUGAUUGUCCUGUCGGUCGAUGCGUGAAGCAAAUUCUAUGCAAAACUGUCCAAAGUGGAUGCCCUUGUCUGGAUGAUAGACAGCUAUCGGGAGGAUCUUCGAGUCCAAUCACCAAAUUAGAAGCACACUCCAACAUAUCUCAGACUGCUGAUUAAGAGAGGAUCAAAUAAAGUCGAUUGCCAAAUAGUAACGUCAUAUUUAUCACGUUUAUACUUCAAGACCAGCGAUGCACCGUUUAGGUCUUCGCACCAGCGAAAGACGAGAGCUCUCUCUCUCUCUCUCUCUCACUCACUCUCUUUUAUCGAUAAGUGUUGACAGUUCGGCGUAACCCACCUCAUCAACGUGUUGCCCCGAUGUCUGUUCUUAGAUUUCUGAGAAGCAACUUUGCAGAGCUAGAUAGAUAUUCUUUUGACAUAGUUCUAUGAAAAGGCUUGUUUUAAAGCGAAUUUUGUGUGAAAAUAUGUCAAAUCGAUGCCCGGGUCUGUUUAAAUAUGGUCUUGCUUAAUAAGGUUAGAAGGAAGAAUGUCCUCGGAGCGACUUUGUUAGGUUAAGGUUUCUUUGAACAUAAGGAAAAAACCUUCCAAGUCCAACUUUAUUUUAAAGUGAGCUUCAGAUUAUCGAUGAGAUGUUCUUUAGACGCACCCUAAUGGACAUUGUCAAAAAACACAAAAAAGAUCAUUCGUAUAUCCUUAUUAUCUUAUUUAAAACAUUUUUUCAUAGCUUCGAAUGCAACGUCCGUCAUUUAAUUAUAUUCUGCAUUUAAUUAUAAACUAGGUGAUAAACGUGCUGUGAUUUGACACUUAUUUAGCGGGACAAGAUCGGGUAUUAAAUACUUAUUUCAAUGAAAUCCUCAUAGAUCAAUUAAUGUGAUACAACGUUCGAAAAUUAGGAAGACGAAUCCUACCUUACUUUGACUCAAAGUUUAUUUAUUCAGCAGAAAAUUUUCGCCAAGUAAAUCCAUAUCUAGUAAUUGUUAUUUCCUCUAGAUCAAUUUUAUUAACGAGGUUCACCUUGAAGUAAACUUGGACUUUUCGAUGAAACCACUGCAUCUCCAUUAAACGACAUCUGGAAGGGGUCUGACCGAUCGUUCAGGUAAUUUUUUCCCCGAACAGUGCGAAGCUCACUUAUUUUGGUUUGCUUGAAUAAAAGAAAAGGCUGCUUCCCCAGCUUAAAAUAAUGAUUACUAAAAAUUUGCUUACAAUGGACGAGAGGUCAGGGCCGGGUCCAGGAAAUUGGAACGUCUCUUCGAAGGAGGAUUUAUCGAUGCAUCGAGUCGAUGAGUUCUGGCCUUGGCGAGACUAGGGAGAGAGAACGAGAGUUGAGAGAGUGCGAGAAACUUAGAGGAAACGAGAGAUACACAGGAAAUCGAGAAGGGGAAUCAGGAGAGCGGCUUUUAGUUUUAAGUGUAUAAUUUUAACGAGCUAAGGACCGACUUCCCGAGAGGUUAGGGUCGCGCAUUCGUUACGGCCGCGACAUAACCUCGAAAAGGGGGUGCGAAAAGACCCCGUUUUAAGGACGAGUUUUGCGCGAGGGCUGUCACGAGCGACUCGGUGAGCGAGUUUAUAUUAUAUUAACGUCGAUUUAGCGGUAAUUAGACGCGCUGUCGGCCUGAUGAACUGAUUACGCGAGCGGGCCCCGUAGUAGCGCUCUCGAGUCGCCGUACUCUCCUUGAAGGUUAGGAAACCUGACGAUCCGUUUUGGAAUUAUUCCCUGGAAUGUCGAAUUAACAAGGUUUGCAAUUUGUUUCUUAGUGUUGAGUUUUCUUGGCGGAAAGUUGUUGUCUAUUGGUUGGCAGAUACGUGCUUGAAGUGAAGGAAGGAUGCUUCACAGUUUCUCCCCCGUCGGAGUGACUGACAGUCACUGUUCCUCGAUAGGUAUUUUUUGGAUGUGGAGCGACUAGUAAGCGAAUUUUACUUAUGCUCAAUUAGAGUAAGUCGAUUCUAGAGUGCGUUACAUGAGACCGCAGGUGUAGACCUUCGAUAGGAAUCGUUUGUUCGGGAUUUUGUGGAUUCUUUUACCGAUCACUGUGUAGUGGAGAAUGAUUGCAGCAGAGGAAAUGCUUUGAUAGGACGUAUCUGAGAGCUGGAAGUGUUACAUUGACAGGGUGAAUCAAUUAAGAUGUUUUUCCAUUUAUGUAACCAGAGGCCUUGCUUCGACAGAGAAAGAAACGAAUGACCUGCAGUUUGACAUUCGAUAUUAUAAAUACAAACCUUGGUAAUAUCGAGUUUUGAAUCUUAUUAAUUAAUUUUAGGGUGACAAGUCGAAAUGAUCCUUGGAUCCCAAUUUAAAGAACUCGAUAACAACUUCAUUAAAUUUAUUGUCGAUCGGUGAUUGCGGUAUCCUGUCGAUGCAAUCGUGAUAAAUAGUGUCACGUAUUAUAUAUUAUGAAAACAAACCUUGAAACUGUCAGGGUACUGAAUUGUAUAAAUCAACUUAUAAUUUAAAGAGUUUAGUAGCGACUCACUAUAUUCAUUCUUGAUCGGUGACUGCGGUGUCCUGUCGAUGCAACCAAUGCAAUGUUUUGGGAUCUUCGAUUGAACAUAAACAAUUGCAAACCUGUUAUCUCUGUGUCGAAUCACUUGUAGAAUAAUUUCUAAAGGGCCGCCAGGUGUGAUGCGAGGAGAUCCACUUCGCUGAAGGGAACUAUUCGUCGAGUUUUAUCUGCGAAGAGUGAAUGAUGCCGUCGAGGAUGUCCUGUAGGGUCCUUCUUGUUCCGGACGAUGGUUAUCGGAAUAACUGUCACUGUCCUUGCAAGAUUGUUAACUGCCCAAGGUGGCGGCUACGUGGAGUAACGAGGAAUAACGAGAAUAAUGAGAAUAACGAGAUAACGUGAUCACGGGAAUUACAUUAAAUUAUUCGCUGUAUUCGCUAUACUUGGUGUGAUUGGUCCACGAAGGAGGUAGUUCAACGGUGAGGGCUUUUUCCGUUUAGUAGAGAGAGCGAGCCGUUAGGAGAGAGAAAGUGCACCCCCGGAGAUAUAUCUUUCACCCCGUCGCGGUAUAUUAUACGAGUAUAUAUCCUCUAGCGCGAUAUUCACGUCCCCAGGACCUUCAACUGUAGCGCAUUGUACGUCUCACUUAAGUAAUUCACCACGUAUGUGUAUAUAAUGAAUAAGUCGAAGGAUGUUAAGCUUAAACAAAUGAACAAAUACAUUAUUAAUAUUCACUAAA
Messenger RNA from Orussus abietinus, 4914 nucleotides. Its product is annotated as dnaJ homolog subfamily B member 6. The record is from RefSeq and is a predicted model, not a curated record. The transcript has 8 exons. NCBI's taxonomy places the organism in Eukaryota, Metazoa, Arthropoda, Insecta, Hymenoptera, Orussidae. Gene Ontology annotation, molecular function: Hsp70 protein binding. Bases 297 to 1250 code for a protein of 317 amino acids.